Molecule: messenger RNA, 762 nt
Organism: Akanthomyces muscarius
Lineage: Eukaryota; Fungi; Ascomycota; Sordariomycetes; Hypocreales; Cordycipitaceae
Exons: 1
Coding region: 1-762 (253 amino acids)
Source: RefSeq, a predicted model, not a curated record
AUGCUGGAGUUUCUAUACUCCAUAAGCAUCUCCUUCUACCUCCUCGGCCACUACGCCGACUGGCGCGACAGCAUCCUGACCCUCGCGCACGAUGCCUGGUCGCUGUGGCUGUGGCUCUCCGCCCGCGGGCAGAUGGGCACAUCACCCGCCACGACGAAGAAACGAACCCUCCUCGUGGACUGCAAUUCGACGACGCUGUGGAUGCCGCCAGGACCAUCCGAGAUGAAGCAGCGCACCAAAGUACUCUUCGCGCUGGGGCCGAUUGCGGCGCAUCCAUAUCGGACCUACCAGGGCACUCAAAUUCGCAACAACUUGCGGGACAUGGCCGCCAUGCUCCCUCUGUCACCAGAGAUGUUCCUAUCUGCGCAUCUCAAUACACCGUUCUGCUUUGCUCGCAUCGUCAGAGACUUUGUUGCGCUGAAGUGCAGCGAGCACAGCAGUAGCAGCGACAAGCGCGGCGGCGGCCAUCGCUUCUUCGUCUUCCACCCGGAUACCUCAUGGAUGGGCGCCUUUCAGCGCCUCCACGAGGUGGAAGGCCCCCUGCCGCUCGAAUUCGCCGGCGUGGCGCACAACCUCUUUAUCCUCGCGCGCUGGAUGCUGUGCGAGCGCGUCACCCUGGUCCAAGCUCUGGGGGAUGCCGCCGGGAGAAGUGUUCGCUUCCACGUGCUCGUCCCGAGCGCCGAGCCCUUGGUGAUUCCGCAGCCGUUUUGCUUCGUCGACGCCCUGGCGCCGCUGACGAUCGAGGGAGGGGCCUGUCAGUAG